Messenger RNA from Tilletiopsis washingtonensis, 849 nucleotides. RefSeq names its product ribonuclease T2. Lineage: Eukaryota; Fungi; Basidiomycota; Exobasidiomycetes; Entylomatales. The coding region runs from base 1 to 849 and encodes 282 amino acids. Gene Ontology annotation, molecular function: ribonuclease T2 activity; RNA binding. The transcript has 4 exons. Gene Ontology annotation, biological process: RNA catabolic process. Gene Ontology annotation, cellular component: extracellular region. The record is from RefSeq and is a predicted model, not a curated record.
AUGUUCCGUCUCCUCGCCCUCGCCGCCCUCGUGCCCGCCGCGCUGGCGUCGCUGGCGCUGCCGCGCUCCGACCUGCAGGGCGCGGCGCAGUGCGCCAAGGCGCUCUCGCAGCGCAGCUGCGCCUCGCGCUACCCCAUCGACGCCGACAGCAAGGCGACGUGCUGCUACAACGGCGCGCUGCACGCGGGCGAGAAGGAGUCGGGCCUGCUUCUCCAGACGCAGUUCUGGAACGCCCAGCCCUCGUUCGGCCCGGCCAACUCGUGGACGGUGCACGGCCUGUGGCCCGACUACUGCGACGGCAGCUACCCGCAGUUCUGCUCGGCGAGCAGCGGCAUUCCCGAGUACUCGGGUCCCGAGAUCCGCGCCAUCCUUGCCAAGUACAGCCCGGCGACGCUGGCCUACAUGGAUCUCUACUGGCUCAGCAACGACGGCGACAACGCCGGCUUCUGGGACCACGAGUACAACAAGCACGCCACGUGCUUCUCUGCGCUGCGCGCCCAGUGCCAGCGCCCGCACGCCGACGGCCGCUCGCCCGAGGAGGCGGCGCUCGUCGGCUUCUUUGAGGAGACGGUGGAGCGCUUCCGCGCGCUGCCGACGUUCCGCUGGCUCAAGCAGGCCGGCAUCGAGCCGAGCACGACGCGCACCUACGCCACCGCCGACCUCGAGCAGGCCCUGGCGCGCCGCUUCGGCUACGCGCCGCACCUCGGCUGCACCAAGAGCGGCGAGCUCAACGAGGUCUGGUACUACUACCACACCUACGGCCCCGUCGUCGGCGGCCGCUACAUCCCCACGGCGUCGACGUUCAACUCGACGUGCCCCAAGACGGGCGUCAAGUGGCUGCCCAAGUAG